This is a messenger RNA of Penicillium olsonii, 1341 nucleotides long. The record is from the annotation of a GenBank genome assembly. NCBI's taxonomy places the organism in Eukaryota, Fungi, Ascomycota, Eurotiomycetes, Eurotiales, Aspergillaceae.
AUGUCUGCCUCUACUCGUAUCCCUCCCAUCGCACAGCCGUUCGUCAGCGAACAGGCUAAGCGAACCCUCGACCUGGUCGAGGAGUUCGUCGAAAAAGACUGUAUCCCCGCCGACUCGGUCUUCCAGGCCCAACUGGGCGAAGGCGAGCAGCGAUGGAACACCACCCCCGCCAUCAUGGAGACACUGAAGGAGAAGGCGAAGAAGCUCGGCCUGUGGAACAUGUUCCUGCCUAAGAACCACUUCACCCAGGGUGCUGGGUUCUCAAAUCUCGAGUAUGGUCUGAUGGCCGAGCUGCUCGGCAAGAGCAAGGUUGCCUCUGAGGCAACUAACAAUGCCGCCCCUGAUACUGGUAACAUGGAAGUGUUCGCCAAGUACGGCAAUGACGCACAGAAGAAGCAGUGGCUGGAACCCCUGCUCCAGGGUAAGAUCCGGUCCGCGUUCCUGAUGACCGAGCCCGACGUUGCCUCCAGCGAUGCCACCAAUAUCGAGCUGGACAUCCGUCGCGAAGGCAACGAAUACGUGCUGAAUGGCUCCAAAUGGUGGUCCUCCGGCGCCGGAGACCCCCGCUGCGCCAUCUACCUGGUCAUGGGCAAGACCGACCCCAAGAACCCAGACACCUACAAGCAGCAAUCCGUUGUUCUAGUCCCAGCCGGCCUGCCAGGCAUCACCGUGCACCGCAUGCUAACAGUAUACGGGUACGAUGACGCCCCCCACGGCCACGGCCACAUCACAUUCAAGAACGUGCGCAUCCCCAUCUCAAACAUGGUUCUUGGCGAAGGGCGGGGCUUCGAGAUCAUCCAGGGCCGUCUUGGCCCCGGACGCAUCCACCACGCCAUGCGCGCCAUCGGCGCAGCCGAGCGUGCCCUGGAAUGGCUGAUCGCGCGUGUGAACGACGAGCGCAAGAAGACAUUCGGACAGGCUCUAGUCGCGCACGGCGUAAUCCUCGAGUGGAUUGCCAAGUCUCGGAUUGAAGUCGAUGCCGCGCGCUUCGUUGUCCUGAAUGCUGCUAUUAAGAUCGAUCAGGGUAAUGCGAAGAGUGCGCUUAAGGAAAUUGCCCAGGCGAAGGUGCUAGUGCCACAGACUGCGUUGGCGAUUAUUGAUCGUGCUGUUCAGGCUUAUGGUGCUGCUGGUGUUUGUCAGGAUACGCCGUUGGCGUACUUGUGGGCUGGGAUUCGUACUUUGCGCAUUGCUGAUGGUCCGGAUGAGGUUCACUUGCAGCAGUUGGGUAAGCGGGAGAAUAAGACUCGGAAGGAUGCUGUUACUGCUAAGUUGAACUGGCAGCGUGAUGAGGCUGAUCGUCUGCUUUCGGCUUCUGGUUUCAAGCCUAAGAGUCACUUGUGA